Triplophysa dalaica is the source of this 6549-nucleotide messenger RNA. Its product is annotated as macrophage mannose receptor 1. Bases 1 to 6492 code for a protein of 2163 amino acids. Lineage: Eukaryota; Metazoa; Chordata; Actinopteri; Cypriniformes; Nemacheilidae. The record is from RefSeq and is a predicted model, not a curated record. Gene Ontology annotation, molecular function: signaling receptor activity; carbohydrate binding. The transcript has 50 exons.
AUGUUUUUCUUGUUCUUCAUCCUCUUUGGUCUCAUCCACUCUGGCUUUGGUCAAUGUGAGGAGGGCUGGAGACCGUAUGAAGAGAGAUGUUACUUCUUUUCCUCUGAUAUGAAGUCUUGGCAUGAUGCUUUGGAGGAUUGCGUAAGUAAAAGCAGUAAUCUGAUGAGCAUCCAGGACAUUCAUGAGCGGACGUGGGUGCGCACACAGAUCGGAACUUCUAUCUACUGGAUCGGGCUGAAUGAUGUGGCAUCAGAAGGAAACUGGGAAUGGAGUGACGGAAGGGUUUACUACCCCUACCUGGCAUACUGGAGGGAAGGUCAACCUGAUAACUGGGCUGAUAAUGAAGAUUGUGGGCAAGUUCUGGGUUCCAAUCAAGGCAGAUGGAAUGAUGAAGUCUGUACAGCCAGACGACAGUAUAUUUGUAAACGACCUAACCCUAACCCGACGCCACUCUGCGACACUGGAAAUGGCUGGGAACCCUUCGGUUCAAACUGCUACAAGCGGAGGGCGGGGCUUAAGAAGAGCUGGGUAGCGGCCCGCAGUGACUGUGUCAGAGAGGGUGGAGACUUAGUGUCAAUCACAUCUUCUGAAGAGGAGCAGUAUGUCACUGGCCGACUGGAUCCGUCUUCUUUUGACCUCUGGAUCGGCUUUUCUACCCUGAAAUGCACAACUCUGUCCUGCCAAAUACAACCAAAUGGCACCACCUUCACCUGGUCUGAUGCAAGUACUUCUACUUACACAAACUGGCCAGAGGGACAACCAGACCUGAUCGACAAACAGACUGGUGUGUGUACCGCUAUGAUCAAAGAAGCAGGAGAGGAUUAUGGAAAAUGGAGAACACACAUGUGCCGUUAUGAGAGACCGUACAUGUGCAAGCGAGCUUUGAACACAAUUUGUCCUGCUGGAUGGUUGAGUUUCGCUGGUAACUGUUACUGGUUGGUCAGUAAUCUCAACCUCUUGACCAGCUGGUAUCUGGCUCAGACGCAGUGCUUUAACAUGGGUGCAAACCUAGUGACCAUCAAGAAUGAAGAGGAGCAGUUCUUCAUUAAUGCGCAGUUACCUGAUUUUCAUCAGGCAGAGUUACCUGAUCUGUGGAUUGGCGCUUCAGAUAAAGAUCAAGAUGGCACCUUUAGGUGGGUGGACCAAACCGCGAUUGCGUUUUCAAACUGGAGCCCAAAUUUCCCCCAAAACACAUUAAAGCAGUGGGACUGUGGCCAGAUUUACACAGGGAACUAUGCUGGGAAAUGGGAAACCACAAACUGCUUUAAAAAUCUCGGCUAUAUCUGUAAGAUGCCUGGAGGUCAGAACGUGAAGCCCACGGCGGCUCCAGACUCUCACUGUGAUGAAGGUUACCUGCUCUUUGGUGAUCAUUGCUAUCACUUUGAGUCGGAAUCCGUCAAGACGUGGCAGGAGGCGGAAAGUUACUGUGUGGCUCAGAAUGGACAUCUGGUUAGCUUCCACAACCAAGAGACCAUAAGUUUUCUGACAGCCCACAUGAGCAGAAGUUCCUGGGUGGGUCUCAAUGACAUCGACAGAGAGGGAACCUUUGUGUGGACAGACGGGACUGAAAUGGACUUUCUGCCCUGGGAACCAACCCAGCCUGAUAACUGGCAGGGGAACGAAGAUUGUGUCCACAUUCGAGGAACAGAACAUCAUGAUACAGGAAAACUCAAUGAUCUGCCCUGCACGGCCACAUAUCCUUUCAUCUGCCAGAAGGCAAAAGGUCAAGGACCACCAGCUCCACCAACAGCUGGUCCAGGCUGGAACGAGAAAUGCGGCUCGUGGGUUGCUGAUCCGUUCAAUGACUUCUGCUAUCUGUUCACUACUCUGUCUAUGAGAAACUGGCCAGAUGCUCGGGCGGAUUGUUUACAUCAGGGUGGAGAUCUGAUCAGCAUCACAGAGCCCUUUGAGCAAGGCUUCAUACAGGCUCAAAUCCAGACAAUUCCCACUGGAGUUUCUCUGUGGAUGGGCGCUCAUGACUCCCUCACAGAGGGGGGCUGGACGUGGACGGACGGCUCCCCGUUCCGCUAUAUAAACUGGGCUGCAGGAAACCCAGAUGAUUACUCUGGUGAAGACUGCCUGUCCAUUUUAAUCAGCUCUGGAUCCUGGAACGACGAUAACUGUGACAAUAAGAGAGGAUAUAUUUGCAAGCGUCGCGGAAACACACCUGAACCUCCACCGCCACAUGAUGGCUUCUUCACAGCGUACACUUGUCAGGACUCUAGCAUGGUCCUUCACUGCCCCAGCAACAGCGUCAUCAACAUCCAGUCGGCCUUUUACGGUCGCCGCAGUGACAAAAUCUGUCCCUAUGGAGAUGGAGCCUCUGGCACCUGCACUGUUGAUGGCACGUUGCCUUUGGCCAGGAAGAGCUGUGACAACCGAGUUUUCUGUUUUCUGUUCGCACACAAGGACAAUGACCCCUUCCCCACCAUCUUUAAGUACCUGGAGGUGGUAUAUAGCUGUGAACAAAACGUUUGUGUGAGGGGUCUAGGAGUGGAAGAUGGAAACAUCACUAACUCGAUGCUCUCUGGCUCAUCAUCCCUCAGUGGGAAAGGACCGGAUAAAGGUCGACUGAAUGGAAACUCCUGUUGGAUGCCCUCCAGCUCUGCUAAUUCCUUAAUUCAGGUGAAUGUGGGUCAGCUGAAGAAGGUCACAGGUGUCGUAGUUCAAGGCUGCCCAGCGUCAGAUAACUGGGUUACUAAAUUUAGGAUCCAGAGCAGCACAGACGGUGUCACGUGGACAGAUUACACCAGUGAUGGAGGGGAAUAUCCAGGUUCUGUGGACAGAAGUACUCCAGAAACACGGCUGUUGGGGACACCGAUCUCAGCGCAGUACAUUCGGCUUCUUCCGCUGGAGUGGAAUGAUCAAGUAGGAUUGCGACUGGAUAUUCUAGGCUGCCUACCCGACUAUGCUGUUUCUUGCAGCGCAAAGCCCAACCUGAACCACGCAGUUGACAGAAUGACCGUUCACUGUCCUGCUGGUUGUGCCAGAGAGCCGUAUGCUGUGUACGGGACAGACAUGUAUCGUGGGGAUUCUAAUAUCUGCGCUGCUGCCAUUCAUGCUGGUGUGGUUCUGAAUGACAUUGGAGGCGACUGCACCCUGCUCAAAGCUCCGGGUCAGAGCUUUUACACUGGAUCCACCAAAAACGGAAUUGUAUCUAGACAGUUCGACGGGGUCUACUCUGUGUCUUACCAGUUAGCCGAUGGUGAGCUCAGAUGUUCUGGUCUAGACUGGUAUGAGUUUGGGGAAUUCUGCUAUAAGCCAUUUGCAGAAAUGAAAACAUGGCAUGAAGCUCGUACAGCCUGCAGGCGUUUGGGAGCUGAUCUGGUGUCAGUCAUGUCCAUUACAGAACAAAGCUGGCUAGAGAGCUACCUCUACAUGGCCACAAGUGACGUGUGGAUUGGUCUGAACGAUCUGAGCUUCUCAGGUUUGUUCUCGUGGUCUGAUCAUCAUGAAGUCACAUUCACACACUGGGCUCCCGGAGAACCCAACAAUCACCUGGGCUUCAGUGAGGACUGUGUGGAAAUGUUCUUUCAGACGGGUCGAUGGAACGAUGUGACUUGCACAGAGUUAAACACCUACAUCUGUAAAAUGCCUAAAGGUCACUAUCCUCUGCCAUCAGUCAAGCCAACGAUUUACGGUUGUCCACAGGGAUGGGAUGUGUUUGAGUAUUCUUGUUAUUGGUUUGAAGAAACGGCUAGAACCCGUGAAGAGGCAAAAAAAUUCUGUGGGAGUCAAAACGGCACGCUGCUGCACAUCAUGGACCUGUACGAACAGGCUCAUUUCACAGCCCUGAUGGGCCGAUACUCUGGUGACUGGUGGAUCGGCCUGCGUGCCAGAGGAGGAAUCGCUGGUGUCGACUAUUACUGGGACAAUGAUGCUUUAAUAACUUACACCCACUGGGACCGAAACCAGCCAGAUAACCACGCUGGAUCGUGUGUCACUAUGACGACGACACCACUGCCAGGAUUCUGGAAGAAUAAGGAGUGCGAAGAAUCCUUCCCAUUUGUGUGUGAAGCUCCUCGUAAUGGUGUGGCUCCGCCCACGCGACCUCCGACUCCGCCUCCAGCUGCAGGAUGUGAGAGCGGUUGGACUGCAGAGCCUCACUUCAGGAACUGCUACCGAUUGUUCACUGUAGACUUUGCACUGAAGAAGAGCUGGCAGGGGGCCCGAGAAGACUGCCGUGCCCGUGGGGCAGAUCUGGUCAGCAUCCAUAACCCUGGCGAAGAAAUCUUCCUUUCUAAGUACUCGAAGGGAAAAACCAAGUGGAUUGGUUUGAGUCUCAACCCUGUAGAAGGAGGUUACCACUGGAGUGACGGUACACCAGUCAGCCACACAAACUGGGGUCACAAUGAACCAAACAAUCACGGUGGGCGAGAAAACUGUGUGGAGAUGGUGACCACAGAGAACGGGACAUCCUGGUGGAACGACCUGAAUUGUGACGCCCAUCAGGACUGGAUUUGCAUGAUUGCAAAAGGAAAGAAACCAAUUAUACCCCCAGAACCACCAUCCCCUGUACCAGCUCCUGAAUGUGGAUCAAACCCUGGCUGGAGGAAGAACAAUGGAAUCUGUUAUUACUAUAAUGACACAGAUAUCGUUGACUUUCACAUGGCCAUCGUGAGAUGUUAUGAGGAGCAAGCUCAGCUGGUCUCUAUUGCUGAUGAAGCUGAGCAGUCGUACGUGGUCAGUCUGGUCGGCACCGGUCAGGUGGCUGCGGUGUGGAUUGGAAUGAGAAUGUUUGGGGUUGCAGGUGGAGAAUAUAUGUGGCUGGAUCUCUCGCCAGUGACAUAUGUCAACUGGGGACCUGGAGAACCCAAUGAUGCCAACGGAGAAGAACAAUGUGUCGAGAUGAACAGAUAUCCAGGUUCAUGGAAUGAUGCAAACUGUGGUCGGGCUAACGGCGGUUAUGUGUGUAAGAAGUAUCCGGGAAAUGUCCACACACCACCCCCACCGACAGCAUCAUGGGAGGGAAACUGCCCCGAAGGAUGGAUGAAAUUCCGCAACAAAUGCUACAUCUUCAAAGGGAGUCAGAAACAUCAGACGGAGAUCAAGGCAAACUGGACAUUCGCACGCAAUUGGUGCAGACAGCAGGGAGGAGAUCUGGCCGUCAUCGACGAUCAAAAUGAAAACGAUUAUGUAGGUAGUUACCUUAGAGAUCUGCUUAACCCAGUUUGGAUCGGUUUAUCUGAUACACUGCAUGAAGGGAAAUUUGCAUGGAGUGAUGGACAUAGUCCAGUUCUGUACACAAACUGGGCCGACAAGGAGCCAAACAACGUUGAUGGGCAGGAACACUGUACAGAAAUAUCCCACAAUCACCUAAUCACGGGCCUCUGGAACGAUGAGAAAUGCAACCUAGAGCGAGGAUGGGUGUGCUCCAGAAAGAAAUCAAGCAGCAUUCCUGUCCCUCCGCCCACCCGCAGCCCGUGUCCAUCGGGAUACAUCUCCUGGUACAACAACUGUUACAAACUUAUUUCAGAGCCCAAAACGUGGGAUGAAGCUCAUCAGGGCUGUGUGAAGGAGGGUGGAAAUCUGGCUAGCGUGGAUAUGAGUUACGACCAAGCAUUUAUUUCUGGAGUCGUGCAGCAGGGCAUGACAGAUGCCUGGAUCGGACUCAGACGACUGGUUAACGAUUCUUACAGAUGGUCAGAUGGUUGGCCCGUGUUCUUCACUCACUGGGGUCCAGGUGAACCGACCAAUCACAAAGGAGAAGGCUGUGUCAGCAUGCAUGCCCGAUCACGCUUCAUUCAAGGCACCUGGAACGACACGGCUUGCGACGCUGUCAAACCAUACAUCUGCAAAAUCACUUCAGAAAAGCCUCCAGCGACACCUGCUCCCGGUGAUGGGAAGUGUUUGCCAGGCUGGUGGCCAUACGGACGACACUGCUAUUAUGUUUAUAAUGGGAAAGUGGGUUUCUCGUGGCCGGAGGCACGACAUUACUGCCAGGAGGUAAAAGGAGCAGAUUUAGCCUCCAUCCACAGUCGAGCUGAGGUGGAAUUCAUCAGGAAUAUCAAUUACACCAAAUACCACAAUGUCUGGAUUGGUCUGACCAGGGAUCGUUCGUUUGGAUGGGGUUGGACGGAUCUGACAUCAUUGGCCUUUACAAAUUGGGCACCUGGAGAACCCAAUGAGGCCAUUCAUGAUGGCGAUGUUGGCAAAGAGAACUGCGUAGAGAUGUACCACGACGGCAGGUGGAAUGACAACAACUGCGUACAGAAGAGAGGCUUCACGUGCAGACACCGCCAAUAUUACGUAACAGAUGAUAAUGGAGACAUAGUAGUCCCAACUGAUGCACCGGAGAUUGACAGCGGUCUGAUCGCCGGCGCUGUUAUCGGAGCGAUUGUGUGUGCAGCGCUGUUACUCGCCGGCAUGUAUUACAUCUUUACUGUAAAGGGCAUCAAACCAGGAGACACCAGAAUCUUCAAACAAGAAAUCAAAAACUUGGAUGUGCCUGCAUUCACAAACCCAAACUUCAGUGGAGAAUCUGAAUCCUAAUGCAUGUGAGAAUAAUGAGAUUCACCCACUUCUGUACAGAAAAUAACACAAAUCAAC